Molecule: messenger RNA, 1008 nt
Organism: Henningerozyma blattae CBS 6284
Lineage: Eukaryota; Fungi; Ascomycota; Saccharomycetes; Saccharomycetales; Saccharomycetaceae
Gene: UFE1
Product: Ufe1p
Exons: 1
Coding region: 1-1008 (335 amino acids)
Biological process (GO): retrograde vesicle-mediated transport, Golgi to endoplasmic reticulum
Cellular component (GO): endoplasmic reticulum; SNARE complex
Source: RefSeq, a predicted model, not a curated record
AUGAGUGACAUAACAAAUGUUUUUAGGAAGUAUGUUAGUAUUAUUGAGGAAAAUAGACGUACACCUACACUUACUCCAGAUGAUAUAAAAUCAGCAUCUCAAACGCAGACACUUAUUCAUGAAUCACUUAAUGAUUCUUUUAUGUUUGAAUGUAAGGAAUUAUUUAAAACAAUCAUUGAUUUACGAAAGAUUCUAAUAUCAAUUGAACCACGGUAUCUUGAUGACUCUGAUUUAACUGAAGAAGAAAAGGAUGACAUGGACACAGAAAUUAGACUUCAGUUUCAACAGUAUAUGCAAAAAUUUAGAAUGCUGGAGAAAUAUGAAACUGAAAGACAAUCACUUAUAGAUAAACAAGUGGAAGCUUCUAAAAACAAAUUAAGCAAUAUUUUAUUAUCAUCAUCGAAAGGGAAUAAAAAAAAAUUAAAUAAUGAUACGCAUAAUGAAUUUAGACUGGGUGUGUUACAGUCAUUAAAUUUGUGGAUUGGCCUUGUAUCAUCACAAUUUUCUUCAAUGCAAGAGGAGAGAUUGGCUUUUCAAAAGAAAUUUGAAGCAACUGAUUUUAGCGUUAAUUCAUCUUCUCCAGUGGAUCUACAUCCUGAAGUUAGUAUUUCUUUGUCAAAACCUUUGAAUGAGGAUGAUCCACACGAAGAAAUAAAACAUUUUGAAGAAACAAUUUCAAGAUUAACUCAAGAGCAAGUACAACUUUUAGAAACAGAACAUGAGGAAUUAAUAAAUCAUAAAAAUGAUCAACUUAAAAAAGUGGAGAAUAUUAACAAGACGAUUACUGAUAUUGUAUCAAUCCAACAUGAAUUAGCAACACAUUUACAGACACAAUCACAGAAUAUUAACAAAAUUUUGGAUAACCAAGACGACGUUGAGAUCAAUAUUAGGGAAGGUAACAAACAGUUGGCAAAAGCCAGAAAAUCAGCAAGUAGGACUGCUAAAAUGACCACAUACAUAGCCAUAAUUUUGGGUAUUCUAAUCUUGUUCCUAGAUUAUAUAGGCUAA